Molecule: messenger RNA, 1118 nt
Organism: Brassica oleracea var. oleracea
Lineage: Eukaryota; Viridiplantae; Streptophyta; Magnoliopsida; Brassicales; Brassicaceae
Product: proteasome subunit alpha type-3
Exons: 10
Coding region: 136-885 (249 amino acids)
Biological process (GO): ubiquitin-dependent protein catabolic process
Cellular component (GO): proteasome core complex, alpha-subunit complex; nucleus; proteasome core complex
Source: RefSeq, a predicted model, not a curated record
CCGAUUUACAACCCGGAUCGUUUAGAUAUCCGAGAACUUUAGAAGCUAUUCUGGCUUGAGAAGAAAGAAAAACCCAUUCUCCGAUCCUUGUUAAAUCGAGAGAGAGAGAGGAAGAGUAAACAACAGUCGAAGAAGAUGAGUAGCAUUGGAACAGGAUACGAUCUCUCAGUCACAACCUUCUCUCCCGAUGGCCGUGUUUUCCAGAUCGAAUACGCCGCCAAAGCUGUCGACAAUAGUGGAACUGUCGUUGGAAUCAAGUGCAAGGACGGGAUUGUAAUGGGUGUGGAGAAGCUUAUCGCAUCUAAGAUGAUGCUACCCGGAUCCAACCGGAGGAUCCAUUCUGUUCAUCAUCAUGCUGGCAUGGCUGUUGCUGGGCUUGCUGCUGAUGGGAGGCAAAUUGUUGCACGUGCUAAAUCUGAAGCCAGAAGCUAUGAGAGUGUUUAUGGAGACGCUGUACCGGUGAAGGAACUAUCAGAGCGUGUUGCAAGUUAUGUUCAUUUGUGUACUCUCUAUUGGUGGCUUAGGCCUUUUGGUUGUGGAGUCAUUCUUGGAGGUUAUGAUAAAGAUGGACCCCAAUUGUACAUGAUUGAGCCAUCCGGCAUUUCAUAUAGAUAUUUUGGUGCUGCAAUUGGCAAAGGCAAACAAGCUGCUAAAACGGAAAUCGAGAAAUUGAAGUUGUCUGAGAUGACAUGCAAAGAAGGCGUUAUUGAAGUUGCUAAAAUCAUUUACAAGUUACACGAUGAAGCCAAAGACAAGGCCUUUGAAUUGGAGAUGAGCUGGAUCUGCGAGGAGUCAAAACGAGAGCACCAGAAGGUCCCUGAUGAUCUUCUAGAAGAAGCAAAGACGGCAGCCAAAACUGCACUUGAGGAGAUGGAUGCUGACUAAACUGAGAAAAUGGGUCAAAUUAGAUAUGUGUUAUGCAUCGUUUGGUGUUUCUGUUGUAAAACUUUUAAAUUUGGCCGAGAGGGGCAAAUCGCUACAGUUUCUCAUGAACCUUUGGACUCUUUCAUCUUGUUGCUAUCGACAGUUUCUUUGAACUCUGGAGUGACUGUUGUUGCUGUUUUUUCUCAAACUUUCCAGUUUUUCACCAAUGCGCCACCAUCGGAGCUUCCCCCUUG